Molecule: messenger RNA, 1959 nt
Organism: Suillus subalutaceus
Lineage: Eukaryota; Fungi; Basidiomycota; Agaricomycetes; Boletales; Suillaceae
Product: kinase-like domain-containing protein
Exons: 5
Coding region: 323-1711 (462 amino acids)
Biological process (GO): signal transduction; protein phosphorylation
Cellular component (GO): cytoplasm
Molecular function (GO): ATP binding; protein kinase activity; GTP binding
Source: RefSeq, a predicted model, not a curated record
UAUCUCGUUCACCUGCUUCCAUAUACUGUUCUGAUACCUCAUCAGCGCCACGCUCGCCAUCCACAACGCCAGGACGUUGUGCGCAGGAGGACAUAUAAGAUGAAACUCGGAGUAAGUAGGGCCAUGGACGGGAAAGGGUACAACGUCGAGGGUGUCAAAGGUGCGGAUGCUCAUCGAUCAUGCCAUGUCCGAUAACCAGGAAGCCAUCAAUGAGGCGAUGGGCUGCAUGGAAUGUCACAUUAUACGUAUUGUGAUGAAAUGACAUUGCACGACUCCGCGUCAAUUCCCGAAUUGUUGAUUCAAUAUUAUUACGGGUCCAUCCAUGCCUCGAGAACUCCUGGUUUGGCUAAGAUUGAAGCACUCGACUAUCGUACCGCUACUUGGCACCGCGAAGGUCGAGUCUCCAUUUCCGGCUCUCAUUUCCCAAUGGAUGUCUUCUGGGACAUUAUAUAUGUACCUCGAGCAAGUUAACGCGACCGAUUCAACUAGAAUUAAAUUGAAUAUCAUUCACGGAGACCUUCAUCCUGCAUGUACAGCAAAUGUGCUCAUAGAUGACUCGGGGAAUCCACGUCUCACGGAUUUUGGUCUCGCGACAGUCGCAGGGGACGCAGAGCUGCAGUUGUCCAUGACGACCGCGACCCGCACCUUAGAUUCUCGAUGGCGUGCGCCUGAAAUCGUUGGAAUCGAGCGUGACCCUGAAAAACCGUCUUUCAAGAGUGAUAUCUAUGCUUUGGGUGGUGUCAUGUUUUUUGUGCGAUCUUGGUAUCAUCUCGGGGAUGUACCGUGGAAGGAGAAGAGCUCGGUUCAAAUCUGCAUCGCGCUGUCGCAAAAAGUCGAACAUCUGCGUCCCGACAACAUCCUUGAUUAUCACUGGACAUCGAUUCAAAAAUGCUGGUCUUGGGAUCCGGGGAAUCGCCCAGAUGCCGCGGAAGUCAUUGAAUACAUUACACCGAAAAACAUCAUCAUUUUUGGAGAACGUGGCGCUGGGAAAAGCUCUGUGAUCAACCUUCUAGCAGGUAGACAGGUCGCUGAGACCUCGUCAGACCAGAAUAGUCUUACAUUGCAUUACGACGCAUAUGGUAUCACCAUCGAUGACGUACCGUAUCGCGUCUAUGAUACUACUGGGUUCGACGACUACCGCACGAACCCUAGCGGAUUCCUUUACGCCAUCACCAAUGCUCACAAGUUGGCCAAGGAGCUUCGUGAGAAAGGAGGAGUCUAUCUGCUGUUGUACUGCAUCAAGGGGGACGAAAUACCAUCAACAUUCAUCACUAACUACAGGCUACUCUAUGAGUUUCUCUUUGAGGAGAAGGUGCCAGUCGCGCUCAUCGCCACUCACCUGGAGGGAGAGGAUAACAUGGACGAUUGGCACGCGCACAACAAGGAAUGGUUCGAUCGUCAGGCGGUCAAGUAUGUCGAUCAUGCUUGUAUCACUGCAGCAGACAAUCCAGACCCGAAAUGCAGGGAGAAGUAUGAAAUGUCCAGAACAGAAGUGGGCAAAUUGAUCAGCCGACAAGCACAGCACUGGAACAGAGGAGAUUGGUCGUAUGCAAGGAUCGUUGGGGCAGAUGACCCCUCAACCUGGCAAGCAAGCAAAGCCGACGUUCUUGGAGUCCUCACGAUGCGCUGCGGGUUGGGGGAGAGCUUAGCAAAAGUCGUGAUUCGAAAUCUUUAUACUAACAUGACUCAAAGGUACAUAUUCUCUAGAUGACGUUUUUUCCUCUCUUUCCUAAACACAGACGUUACAUAGCACUAUCCGGACCAUCCCUCCUGAAAUGGCUGAAAGGUCUAUAGUCUUCAGAUGCCGUUUGCGUUGUAGUUUUCUAACCUCGAACUCUACCUAGCACUAUUCGGACCAUCCGUUCUGAAAUGACUGAAAGGUACGUAUUGUUCUGAUCCCGUUUGCGCCGCACUUUUCCAACCUCAAAUGCUACAUAGUACUAUCUGGACCACCAGUCC